Molecule: messenger RNA, 815 nt
Organism: Danaus plexippus (monarch butterfly)
Lineage: Eukaryota; Metazoa; Arthropoda; Insecta; Lepidoptera; Nymphalidae
Exons: 3
Coding region: 351-698 (115 amino acids)
Source: RefSeq, a predicted model, not a curated record
GGUAAAUACUACUGCAGUGUUUGACAAUCUGCACUUAGUCUCGCUCGUUUUACUGUUAAUAAAUGUUAUCAGGUGAAAGCAAUUGGUAAUAAUGGCAUUUGAUUAGUGCUCCAGUGCUUGUGUACUUUGGUGGUUUAAUAAUUUAGUUACAAUACACAAUACAGAGUCAUAUCUAUCUAACUCGACUUUAAAGCUGGUUAGGAAAAAUAUUAACUUAGUAGACUGCUAUAUCGAUAUUUGCAAGAGUUCAUAACAAAUAAUCAAGCAAAUAUAAAUUGGAUUUUAUUGACACUAUAAAUAUUAAUCAUGACGAAGUAGUGUUAGGUAUUGAAUAACAAAUCAGUGCUGAUAUGGCCAAGUUUAUAAAGUCGAUAUUUAAUACAACGGAAAGGAGAAAAUCUCGAUACGAAGACGCGGAGGAAGACAAAAACAACUUCACACCGCCUCUGGAUGACAGAAGGAAACUGUCAAUCUCGAGAUCAGGGCGUUUGAAACAAGCUAAUAAAAAAAGACAUUCAUUGUCUUUGGAACUUUACAAUCAGGAAAUGGAAAUGUAUGAAAAGAGGAACAGCAAUGAUUCUAAUGUUGCGAACAAACAGAAUGAAUCAAAGAUAUCGAAAAAUAUUCAAAAUAGCACCGAAAUAAUUACGCCAGAGGAACAAAUUGAAAGCGCAUUUUCAGUAAUCGACAAAACAUAAGUUAUGUAAGUCUGUAAAAAGACAAUUACAUAUUACUAAGAAUACUUUAAAAUUUUUAAUAUAUUGCUUCUCGUAUUUCACGUACAUAUAUAUAUACGUAUAUAUAUAUAUAUAUAU